Molecule: messenger RNA, 5339 nt
Organism: Dunckerocampus dactyliophorus (ringed pipefish)
Lineage: Eukaryota; Metazoa; Chordata; Actinopteri; Syngnathiformes; Syngnathidae
Gene: spock3
Product: SPARC (osteonectin), cwcv and kazal like domains proteoglycan 3
Exons: 11
Coding region: 151-1314 (387 amino acids)
Molecular function (GO): calcium ion binding; protein binding
Source: RefSeq, a predicted model, not a curated record
AGGAGAUUGUCAGAGCGUGUGCACAGUGUCCUGCGCGCUCACGACACGAUGCGCACAGACUGCCGGUGAGAGAGGAGAGAGAGAGCUGGUAUUAGUGUUGACAGAGAGCAGCUGAGAGCACAUACAGUGUAGACGAGCGGAUGCGACAAGAUGCAGAGCGUCGCCUUGCUGUGCUUGUGCGCGGUUGCUUUCGGACGCGUCUUGGCUCGCUCCGACAGUGGCAAUUUUUUGGACGAUAAGUGGCUCACCGGCAGAUGGGAUAAAUUCAGAGAUGAGCCUGGAGCCUGGAAUCCAUCCAAGCCGUUCGAUCAAGGCCUUGAUCCCGCCAAAGACCCCUGUUUGAAGAUCAAAUGUGGCCGCCACAAGGUGUGUGUGGCUGAGGACUACAAAACAGCCACUUGUGUCAGCCAAAGGAGGGUUAGCUUUAAAGAUGCCAGUCUGUACCAGAGUCCGGGGUCAAAGUGCAAAUCCUGCCCUGUGGUCCACCCUUCCCCUGUUUGUGGAACUGAUGGACACACAUACUCUACCAAGUGCAAGUUAGAAUACCAGGCAUGCAUCAGUGGGAAGAAGAUUGCUGUCAAGUGUGCAAGCGUGUGUCCUUGCCCCUCUCAUGCUAAAGAGAGCUCCACAGAGAGGAAAGUGUGCAGCGAGCCAGAACUCAAGGAGGUAGUGGGUCGUCUGAGAGACUGGUUCCGAGUGCUACAUGACAAUGGCAACCACAAAAGAGACAAGAUCCAGAAGAACAAGUUUGAGGUCGGGGCAUCGAUUGUAUGCAAAGACCCUCUGGGAUGGAUGUUUUCCCGCCUGGACACAAACUUUGACCUCCAGCUGGACAAGUCAGAGAUCAAGAGCCUCUACUUGGACAGGAACGAGCCUUGCUCCGACGCAUUCUUCAAGUCGUGUGAUACGCACAAAGACAAAGUGAUCAGCAGCUCGGAAUGGUGCAGCUGUUUCCAGAGGUACACAGACUCCCCUUGUAAAGCUGAGCUGUCCUCCAUCAAUAAGAAGCAAGUGGGAAAGAAGCUGCUUGGCCAGUAUCUGCCGUCCUGCGAUGAGGACGGCUACUAUCGCUCGCACCAGUGCCACAGCAGCAGCGGCCAAUGCUGGUGUGUGGAUCGCUAUGGCAACGAGCUGGCUGGCUCACGCACCCAUGGCCCUGCGGACUGCGGCGUGGUUCUCGAGUCUUCAGGAGAUCUCGGCAGCGGGGACUCAAUGAUCGCAGAGGACGAUGAAGAUUCGUUCGUCCUCAGUGACCAGGCUGGAAUGGAUGAUGAGGAUGACGAGGAUGACGACGACGACGAAUAUCUGUCGUAAUUUGUUUUGGAUUUGUGUUGUUUUUUUUUAAAAGAAACUGUUUGUUUGGUCAAACUGCACCUUUGUAGGUGACUCCCCAGGCAGAUACUUGAUACUAACAGCCUACGGACUAAUCCCUGUGUAUUCUUACAAAAAUAUCCAUAUGUUACAAGCAAAUUAUUUUUCUUUCAUUCUCUCCUCCUGACUAUAAAGUAAUGACAUUUGCUCCCUUGGCCAAACAAUGCCAACCAAUGCAGUGCUUCGGAUGUGGUCACAUGUGCAAAGACCUUCCCCUGUUUUGGACACUCAUGUCCUCCAGUGUGUCCUGUCUUUGUGCACCACUCGGUGUGUCGAUGCCUGAGGCGUGCUAUUUAAGAGUACCCCCCCUCCGCCACCUCCCCCUUUCUUUACCCUCAUCUAAUGUUCCAGUGAAUAGGUGGGAUGUCCAUGAUGUAGAUAAGAUAAUAUUGCACUCUUUAGGGUUUCUUUUCAUCUCCAUUUGGAACCGAAAAACAAGAUAAGGGUCGGACAUGCUUUGUUUGGAGAUGAAACACACACACAAAAAAAAAAAAAAAAUUCUGAAAAGGCUCCGCUACGAGGAAAGGCCGAUUUAGUGCUUUGGAGGGAGUGAAAAUUCUCUAGUGUAUUUUUCUAAUCCAUUGUUGGAUGAUUACAAAGGAUUUGUUGUUGUAGCAUGUCAAAAUGCUGCGUGACGUAUAUAAAACUGUGUACAGAUGAAACGCAGCUAGCAACACAUCAAAAAUAUCACAAAAAAAAAAAAGAAGAAGAAACGAACAUGCUGUACAGUAGAUGUUAGGCAUUUUAUGGUUUUGUUCGGAGUCUUGUGAGGGUGGAGUGCAAAGAGAUGAGGUGUUGCACAGAGCCAUGCAGGCUCAUCAGGAAGAUGAAGGUGUGCCUUUUUCUAGUGAGGACGCAUGAUGAUGAUGAUGAUGAUGACGCUUACUGGAGUGAAACCGACUAGAGGCCGUUUUAAAUGUUAUUGAAAUUUGGCCGCUCCUUUACACAAUGGUGUUUUUAUGAGUAAAAUGAUUAUUAUAUAUUAUUAUUAGAGGUGCAUCUUCAUAAAUAUGAAUAUCCUGCAAAAGUACAUUUAUUUUGGGAGUUCAAUCAGAGUAAGACCAGUGAAAAGCUCAGGAAGCUUUUACAGGUCAUGUGCUGAUUAUGGAUAUAUUAUAUUAUGGAACGUUUCGCAAUAGAGUCAAACCUCGGGUUUUGUGUGUUUCAUCAAAAAUGUUCGUUUUCGGAGAAAUUGCAUGUUGCAAAUGAAUCCGCCUGCCCUGUACUGCAUCAUUCAGUGAAAUCGAGCGGCCAAAAAAAGCACCCUACGUAUUUCUGACUCACUGCCUGUGCAUUUUUUUUAUUGAGUGCAACUGCUAAAUAACUCACCAUGGGGCCAAAAAAAAACAGUUGUGAGUUCCAGCAAUUUGAUACAGAUGGUGAGAAACAUUGACUUUGAUCUCGCCAGGAUGUACGAGAAGUCCGCAUCAACGAUAAAUCAUCCAUUCGUCAUUUACUUAUUUUAUAGUUGUAGUUUUCUGUAUGUAAAACUAAUUAUUCCAUAUAAUUUUUUUGGUUUUUGUUCUUCAUGGUUUCUGGAAUGGGUAUGUUUCAGUUUUCGUGAACCUUUUGGAACAAAUUUAAUGAAACCCGAGGUAUCAUUGUAGAACUAUUUUAUGAAAUGAUCCAUUUGGGUUUUACAUUUGUAAGAUAUAGUCGUUAAAAAAUAUUAAGAAAUAAACACAUGACUUAUAUUAAAAUGGAAUCAUACGUUUCACUUUCUGAAUGGGCCUUUUACAUGGUAGUCUCAUUUAUGGAGAUGCACCUUUAUGAUUUACUGUAACCAGCUGAGACACAUUUCUCCCACAACACCGAUACGCAAUAGAAUAUUCAAAAUGGCAAAAAAAAAAUCCCAAAAACAACCCUCGCUUACUUGCUAUUGUCGCAUAAACGAGCUCUUAGGCAGAUUUGAUCUCAAGAAUGACUGUUGAGCUUUUUUGUCCUACAGCAGAGGUUUUCUUGUAGGAUGACAUCUUAAGGCACACAAGCUAUUUAGCGGCUUAGAUUGAACAUGUUUUUUACUACAGUAGUAGCCAACACCGAGUAAGAGGAAAUGACAAAAAAAAAAAAACAAGCGUUUGUUAAGAUAGCUUUAUAUGGAAACAAGACAAACGACUUUUUAGUGUUACUUAAGAGUUUAAUUCCCAUGCCUGAUUUGCAUAUGUGCUAAUCAGCUGAAGCAGCCAAGCUGGUCACUCACUCACUCACUCCAGAAACAAAAAAAAAAACGAUUUUGCUUUUUCACAUAACUGAAGUUAGCAGAUUUGGAAGAAAAAAAUGUUUUCUUUAUUUUGCUCAAGGUGCUGCGUCUGCCUCAAGUUUUCUGGGCUCACACACUUUUAGAAACCCCUGAGCUAAUAUAGUGCGUAAACCAUUCCGAGAUUUGUGUGUUGAUGGUAUUAUUCAGAUCUGGGGUCAGUUCAGUACUCGGAUGUUCAUUUUCAAAGUUGUAGCGUGGGGGAAGGGAAAGGCAGUGGUCACUCCGGGGUGCAAAAUAUCAAAAGUAGUCAUAAUUGUACUUGUUUUCCUUCUCUUCCGCACUACUGAACUACAGUGGCCCAAAAGGGUAAAAAAAAAAAAAAGACUCAAUCCUGGACUGGGGUUGUGCAAAUACAGUAAUCCCUCCUUUAUUGCGGUUAUUCGGUUCCGGUUCCAGUUCCAACUGUGACAAGUGAAUUUCCGUGCAACUAACAAUUAUUUGCCUAAUCAAUUAAUGUGAAAUUAGUUUUGAUGAAUCAAAUAAUCGGUUAGGCCCUCGAUAGACCCAAAUCAAUUUGAACCAAACACAAACAGUGGUUUGGUCCGCAACAUGUCAGAAAAGUGGCAAAAAUGUUGAUUAUCUUGUUUCGCCUAGAUAACAGGUCUGCUUUCAUGGAUGAAAAUAUUCACAUUUCAGAGGCUGAAAUCAGGAUAUUUACAUUUGUAAAUCAAAAAAUGAUCAAUCAGAUACCAAAAUAGUUGUCAAUAAAUUGGACAAUCGAUGAAUCAUUGAUUCAUUGGUUAAUUGUUGCAGCUCUACCACGAAGUAGGAUUCCUUAUUUCUUACAACCUUCUAAAUACAGUUUGUAGCCUUAUUAGAGCCCUCUGGACAUAAAGUAACACCCCUAUAGUCAACUUUACACUCAUAUUACCCAAUAUAGUAGAUAUAAUCAGAGAAAAUGAGAUCACAAGUUAAUGUUGGGAGACUUCCUUGUCCUGGGUUGGAAAAAAACAUGAUAGAGUGAAGCCACGAAAUUUGAAGUGGCAAGGGAUUACUGUAUUUGACUGACACGUGCACUGCCGACCCACACUACGCCACUGUUCCCCAUUAAUAUUAUUGUAUUCCAACAAGGAAUACUUUGCAUUCAUAGCCGCAAAGAGAUUUGUUGUAUGUGAGUAAUUUGGAUCACAUUCAAAUUGUGCGUGUGUGUGUGUGUGUGUGUGUGUGUAAGAUUUCAACAUGAGUCAAAAGUGGUAUCUCCUUCAAUUUACAUGAAUUUCGUGCCAUGUAGCCUAAAGCCGUGAUCUCAACUGGUUGGUCACAACGCAUUCAUUUUCAGUGGGUGGCCGGGCCUUGCCCGGGCAAAAAUAAUAGUGUAAUGACCCGAUGCUCGUGAAUGCACCUCGCUUUCUUGUCUGUGCUAUUAGCUUGCUGUGCCGCCACGAGGCGUGUGCCUCGGCAGCCGUAGCUAACCGUAUUUGAUAAGUUCCAGUAGAACAUUUUCCCCAAUUUGUCAUUGAAGGGUGAUGGUGGGGUUCCGGAGCCAAACCAGUUGAGAACCACUCGACUAAAGCAUGGCUCUAAUACUUACUGAUUUUGCUUUCUCAUCAAUCCUUUCUUUGUCAAUACUUCCAAUAAAGAAUAAACGAUCAAUUGAAAAGCGGUGACAUGCAAACUGAGACACUGUAGCCAUUCUCGACAUUUUCUUUUUCUUUUUUUUUUUUACAGCGCAUAAGAGUUGCUGAAAUAAAAGCUAUAUUGACCACUG